GGGCGUCCGCGGCCCUCGGCGGCCUUGGCGUGACUGCCGCCCGCCCGUCCGCGCGCCCCGCUCCUCCUGGGCCCGCCGCCCAGGCCGCUGCCGGGGCCCGAAGAUGCCGGCCGUGUCCAAGGGGGACGGGAUGCGGGGCCUGGCGGUCUUCAUCUCGGACAUCCGCAACUGCAAAAGUAAAGAAGCAGAAAUAAAGAGGAUAAACAAGGAGCUGGCAAAUAUUAGAUCAAAAUUUAAAGGUGACAAGGCUCUUGAUGGCUACAGUAAAAAAAAAUAUGUCUGCAAAUUGCUCUUCAUCUUUCUCCUUGGUCACGACAUUGACUUUGGACACAUGGAGGCUGUGAACCUGUUGAGUUCAAAUAGAUACACCGAAAAGCAGAUUGGCUACCUUUUCAUCUCCGUGUUGGUGAACUCCAACAGUGAGCUGAUCCGCUUGAUAAACAACGCCAUCAAGAAUGACCUGGCCAGCCGUAACCCAACGUUCAUGGGCCUGGCUCUGCACUGCAUCGCUAACGUGGGCAGCCGUGAGAUGGCUGAGGCCUUUGCCGGGGAAAUCCCCAAGAUCCUCGUGGCAGGAGACACCAUGGACAGCGUGAAGCAGAGUGCAGCCCUGUGUCUAUUGCGCCUGUACAGAACGUCUCCUGACCUUGUCCCCAUGGGUGACUGGACGUCCCGUGUUGUGCAUCUCCUCAACGACCAGCAUUUGGGUGUGGUGACUGCUGCUACGAGCCUCAUCAGCACACUGGCCCAGAAGAACCCAGAGGAAUUCAAGACCUCAGUCUCCCUGGCCGUCUCCAGGCUGAGCAGAAUUGUGACGUCGGCCUCAACAGAUCUUCAGGAUUACACCUACUAUUUUGUCCCGGCGCCCUGGCUGUCGGUCAAGCUCCUAAGGCUGCUGCAGUGCUACCCACCCCCAGAAGACCCUGCAGUGCGAGGCCGCUUGACCGAGUGCCUGGAGACCAUCCUGAACAAAGCCCAGGAGCCGCCCAAGUCAAAGAAAGUACAGCAUUCCAACGCCAAGAAUGCGGUGCUGUUCGAGGCUAUCAGCCUGAUUAUCCACCAUGACAGUGAACCAAACCUGCUCGUGCGCGCCUGCAACCAGCUGGGCCAGUUCCUGCAGCACCGGGAGACCAAUCUGCGCUACCUGGCUCUGGAGAGCAUGUGCACGCUGGCCAGCUCCGAGUUCUCCCAUGAGGCUGUCAAGACCCACAUUGAGACUGUCAUCAACGCCCUCAAGACAGAGCGGGACGUGAGUGUGCGGCAGCGAGCGGUGGACCUGCUCUACGCCAUGUGUGACCGCAGCAAUGCCCAGCAGAUUGUGGCCGAGAUGCUAAGCUACCUGGAGACAGCCGACUACUCCAUCCGAGAGGAGAUUGUGCUGAAGGUGGCCAUCCUGGCUGAGAAGUAUGCAGUGGACUACACCUGGUACGUGGACACCAUCCUCAACCUGAUCCGCAUCGCAGGAGACUACGUGAGCGAGGAGGUCUGGUACCGAGUCAUUCAGAUUGUCAUCAACCGGGACGACGUACAGGGCUAUGCUGCCAAGACGGUGUUCGAGGCUCUGCAGGCUCCAGCAUGCCACGAGAAUCUGGUCAAAGUAGGCGGCUACAUCCUGGGGGAGUUUGGAAACUUGAUAGCUGGGGAUCCUCGAUCCAGCCCCUUGAUCCAGUUCGACCUGCUGCACUCCAAGUUCCACCUGUGCAGUGUCCCCACCCGGGCGCUACUCUUGUCUACCUACAUCAAGUUCGUGAACCUCUUUCCGGAGGUAAAGACCACCAUCCAGGACGUGCUGCGCAGCGACAGCCAGCUGAAGAAUGCGGAUGUGGAGCUGCAACAGCGAGCUGUGGAGUACCUGCGCCUCAGUACUGUUGCCAGCACUGACAUCCUGGCAACUGUCCUGGAGGAGAUGCCGCCCUUCCCAGAGCGUGAGUCCUCCAUCCUGGCCAAGCUCAAGAAGAAGAAGGGCCCAAGCACGGUGACCGACCUGGAGGAGACCAAGCGGGAACGGAGUGCGGAUGUGAAUGGGGGCCCCGAGCCCGCCCCAGCCAGCACCAGCGCCGCGUCCACGCCUUCUCCGUCGGCAGACCUCCUGGGCCUGGGGGCCACCCCCCCUGCCCCUGCGGCGCCACCGCCCUCCUCUGGCGGGCUGCUGGUGGAUGUGUUCUCAGACUCGGCUUCCUCGGUGGCACCUCUUGCUCCCGGCUCUGAAGACAACUUUGCCAGGUUUGUUUGUAAAAAUAAUGGUGUGUUGUUUGAAAACCAGCUGCUUCAAAUUGGACUUAAGUCUGAAUUUCGGCAGAAUUUAGGCCGGAUGUUCAUAUUUUAUGGUAACAAGACUUCCACGCAGUUCUUGAACUUCACUCCAACUCUCAUCUGUGCAGAUGACCUGCAGUCUAAUCUGAACCUGCAGACCAAGCCUGUGGACCCGACUGUAGAUGGAGGCGCACAGGUGCAGCAGGUGGUUAACAUAGAGUGCGUGUCUGACUUCACAGAGGCACCUGUCCUCAACAUUCAGUUCAGUCUUUCUGUGGGGAGAUAUCCCACCCUGACCACAGACACUGGUGCUCUGGAGGCAGAUGAGAGGCAAGGGUAUGGUGGCACCUUCCAGAAUGUGUCUGUCAAGCUACCCAUCACGCUCAACAAAUUUUUCCAGCCCACAGAAAUGGCUUCUCAGGAUUUCUUUCAACGUUGGAAGCAGUUGAGCAACCCACAACAAGAGGUGCAGAACAUUUUCAAAGCAAAGCAUCCGAUGGACACAGAAAUCACGAAAGCAAAGAUCAUUGGAUUUGGUUCUGCACUCCUCGAGGAAGUCGAUCCCAAUCCUGCGAAUUUUGUGGGUGCUGGCAUCAUACAUACCAGAACCACCCAGAUUGGGUGCCUGCUGCGCUUGGAGCCCAAUCUGCAAGCCCAGAUGUACCGGCUCACGCUGCGCACCAGCAAAGACACCGUCUCACAGAGGCUGUGUGAGCUGCUGUCAGAGCAGUUUUAAUCCACGGGCAGAAGGUCUGGCUCGUAUCUGUGCGUCUCUCCUCGUCUCUGCCAUUUGUCUUCGUCACCAUAUGCAAACAAAACCCCAUGUCUGAACAUCACAGCACAGGGUGCCUCCAGGCCCGGCCCCUGGUCAUCGCGGGACAGCGGGCACUGUUGGAGGAGGACUGCAAUGGGCCUGCCCCAGCAGGAGGGCCUCGGGCCCUGGGAAUCAAGACAGCCCUGUGGUUCAGCCUACAAAUUAAAGGGAAAUAAGAAGUUUGAGUGGAAGUGGGGAUUGUGUUGAGGUUUUGUCUGAGUGCCGCUGUUCUGUUGCAGACCCUUCUCAGAUUUUGGAGCAGCAGCACUGCUGUGCUUACAGGCCUACCCUGGGACUACCUGGCAGUGCUGGCGUGACCCACUCUGCGAGAGGAGUGUGGCUAACCCUGCAGGCUGGGCAGUGUUUGCUCGGGGCUUGCUGAGGCACUGCCAGACGAUUCCUGGGCGGGGUUGUAAUUCAGGAGCUGGAAGCGUCUGUUUUGAUGACUAUUGGCCAAACCAGGCACCUGCUCUCCUCAGCCAGCCCUGUCCACAGCACCGGUGUUCUUGAAGGGACUUCUGUGAUGUGUUCUGUCUGACACCUUAGAUUUGCACUUGGUGGGUGGAGGGAUCCUGAUGGCUCUGCAGGGUGUGACCAUGGCUCAUCUUGUAAGACUCUGCAGGGUGUGCCUGUCCUUCCUGCUGGUGGCCUUCACCUGUCAAGUGCGCAUUCCUAGGGCCUCAGUUGAGGCCGAGCGCUAUAGACUGCACCUGUCCAGUCCUUGCUGGAUGUGGGGGUGGAGGAGAUUAAACUGGGGAGGACAAGGGCCCUGGAUGUUGCUGUGCUGAGGGCGCGCCAGGUCUGCUGGCCACAUGUCCCCAGCCCUCACAGGUGUCCCUGCACAUGCUUGCAAGGUAGGAUGUGGAUGGGGCAGAGAGGCCUGGGGAGCCCAGGCAGGUGUGCCCUGCGAUGGCUCCUAGGGUCAGCACACAGGGGACAGGCAGGUUUGUCUGAGCACACUUGAGCCCAUAGCACCUGAGGAGACACAGGUAAGGCAGGACCCACUGUCACUCCCUUGAUGUCCAGACACUGGACGUGGCAGUGGCCCUUUGCCUCAGUUUCUGGCCAUCAUCCUGCCAUCCUGGGUCUUAGGGACAGCUGCAGGGUGGCCUUCAGAGUACCAGCUCCUCCUGUGCUGGUCUUGGUGUGUGUGCGCCCCAAAGCUCCUGGUCUGCCCGAGAUAUGCCCCGGCCUCAGAUGGGCUUUGCUGCAGGCGAUGGCCUGGCUGGCCAGGGCGAGCCUCUGCAUCCUCUUAUUCCAGCUGCUGGACAGAGUGACUGUCCUUGAUGUGCAGUCCACACACUGCAUGUGGACAGCAGGGCCCAUGACCAUGGCUCCUGUGCAUGGGCAGCCAGGUAGUGGUCUCUGGGCAACAAGUCUCCCUGGCAUAGGAAGGGCUACUGAGGCACAGGCCUGCCCUCUGUGCUGUCCCAGGGGUGUCCAUCUGUGCAUUGUGCUCCUUUUCAAAGAAAAAUAAAUGCUAGUACAGUUG
Marmota monax (woodchuck) is the source of this 4559-nucleotide messenger RNA. It is a transcript of the gene Ap2a2, whose product is annotated as adaptor related protein complex 2 subunit alpha 2. Gene Ontology annotation, molecular function: clathrin-cargo adaptor activity. Gene Ontology annotation, cellular component: membrane coat; AP-2 adaptor complex. The record is from RefSeq and is a predicted model, not a curated record. Gene Ontology annotation, biological process: intracellular protein transport; clathrin-dependent endocytosis. Lineage: Eukaryota; Metazoa; Chordata; Mammalia; Rodentia; Sciuridae. Bases 104 to 2989 code for a protein of 961 amino acids. The transcript is spliced from 23 exons.